Peromyscus californicus insignis is the source of this 635-nucleotide messenger RNA. RefSeq names its product ATPase H+ transporting V0 subunit e2 (gene Atp6v0e2). Gene Ontology annotation, molecular function: proton-transporting ATPase activity, rotational mechanism. Lineage: Eukaryota; Metazoa; Chordata; Mammalia; Rodentia; Cricetidae. Gene Ontology annotation, biological process: proton transmembrane transport. The transcript is spliced from 4 exons. Gene Ontology annotation, cellular component: proton-transporting V-type ATPase, V0 domain. The coding region runs from base 125 to 370 and encodes 81 amino acids. The record is from RefSeq and is a predicted model, not a curated record.
UGGUCCAGGGCCUGAGCCACUUGGAUCCCGUUGCGCAUGCUCACCGCCCUCUUCCAGGACGUGCACCUGCUUGGAGAGUCCGCCGUUCGACCUAGCAUCCUACCUGAGCAUCGCGCACCCAGCCAUGACAGCACACUCCUUUGCCCUCCCUGUCAUCAUCUUCACCACGUUCUGGGGCCUCAUCGGCAUCGCUGGGCCCUGGUUCGUGCCCAAAGGACCCAAUCGCGGGGUGAUCAUCACCAUGCUGGUGGCCACUGCUGUCUGCUGUUACCUCUUCUGGCUCAUCGCCAUCUUGGCUCAGCUGAACCCCCUGUUUGGUCCACAACUGAAGAAUGAGACCAUCUGGUAUGUGCGCUUCCUGUGGGAGUGACCACUGAGAGUGAUCAGCUGGCUUCUGGCCCCAGGUACCCUGCUGUGGAUGGCCCAGCCUUGAUGUCCCUGGAGACCCUGCAUUCCCACUGGCCCCACCCAUCAGUCAACCCUCCUGUGUUCUCCAUGCCAGCGCUGUGGGAUCCACACCCUCAGAGCCAUCCUGGUUUCAGUUUCCCAGCCAUUAGGGGGACUCAUUUGGGAAAGCCCUGUGCUCAGUCUGGCCACAGCAGGAGCCAACUUGUGCUUAAAUCCCCUUUAAGGCA